Molecule: messenger RNA, 5807 nt
Organism: Mycetomoellerius zeteki
Lineage: Eukaryota; Metazoa; Arthropoda; Insecta; Hymenoptera; Formicidae
Product: latrophilin Cirl
Exons: 18
Coding region: 855-4874 (1339 amino acids)
Biological process (GO): cell surface receptor signaling pathway; G protein-coupled receptor signaling pathway
Cellular component (GO): plasma membrane
Molecular function (GO): carbohydrate binding; G protein-coupled receptor activity
Source: RefSeq, a predicted model, not a curated record
UCUCACGAUCGCUGAUUUCUCGUCCUUCUCAAAGGACGGGAAAAGACGCGGCGACAGCCAGCGUCAGGCUUUCUGAUUAAUCAGUCUAAUUAACUUGGUGUGUGCUAGACGCAGUCGCGAAACGUUGCUGGUCCUUUGACAACGUCUCCAUCUCGCACGUUCUCGUGUGACAUAUUCGCAUAUGACCGAAACACGCGAAUUAGGAAUGGCGCAGCGCGCCAUUUACCUGCAGAUAUAAUUAACGUGAUCUAAGGACAGCCGCGGGAUAGCGAGCGGUCGCGCGUCGGGACAUCUUCAUUGACGAAUCGUUCGACAAGGAACGUCUUAAUUAAUAAUCACGCAAAGCCAUUGAGAUUCGUGUGCCGUUUCGCAUAAUAAGGGAAGCGAUCGAGGGGGAAGAGAAAAGUGAGAUCGAUAGAGAGAGAAAGAGAGAGAAAGAGAAAGGAAAUCAGAAAGAAAGAAAGAAAAAGAAAGCAAGAGAAGCAGACAGAAAAGGAGAGCAGAGGAACAAAGAGAGACAGGAGCUCCCGGGUGCUACUUCGUCCUCCUCUUCGUCUACUUUUUAUCGUUUCGUGAGGGCCCGAAAAAGAGUUCUCACGCCGCACGCGAGAGAGACCCCGAACACGCACGCAGGCAAGCACGCACGAACGCACGCACGCACUCACCCCUCCGAGAGAAGUAGAAAGCCCGCGGCGCGCGAGGGAUCUUGAUUUCUUCCUGCUCGUUGAUUUUUUCCCCUCUCUUCGGACCUCGCUGGCCGUGCCGAGACCCGACAUUGUAACGCGUGAAGAUACGCGUCAACGCGGAGGAAGAACGUGGAAAAAUUACGCGUAGUCGGAGCUCGGAACCUCACGAUGGAGUGCCGCAAGGGUCGACGGAAAGGAGGAGCUCCGAUCCUCGGCAGUCUGCUACUUGCGUGGUUCUUAACCAACGGCUGCGCCGUCGUCGCACGAAAUAUAGAGAGGUACGACACCGCAUACGCUUGCGAGGGCAAGACGCUGGAGAUCGAGUGCGGCGAGGGAAAACUGAUCCACCUGAUACGGGCGAACUAUGGCAGGUUCUCCAUCACGAUAUGCAACGAGCACGGGAACACCGAGUGGAGCGUCAACUGCAUGUCGCCCAAAUCGUUCCGCGUGCUGAACAACGAGUGCAACGACCAGCAGAACUGCAGCAUCGUUGCGUCUACGCUGCAAUUCGGCGAUCCUUGCCCGAAUACACACAAAUAUCUCGAAGCGCAUUAUCGAUGCGUAUCCGCGGCCACUACCACGACGACAUCUCGGCCGAGUCCGCCGUGGUUCAUAACUUCGCAGCCGAGUGUCUGGAGCACCGCUAAGCCGACUGUCAGGCCUCCCUCGAGGAUUACGACACCGGCACAACAGCCACACCAGCAGCCACCGGCGCCGUCCACCCCAGCAAUGCCGAUAACGACGCCGGCGAGUUCUACGUCAACAAGGUCCUCUGCCGACAUCGAAGUCGAUGAGGAAGAUCAGGACUUAAUACCUCCUGCGAAUGGUUCUCCGGCGAAUGGCCCGGCAAUGCCGCCGAUUAUGUUUGAGACCACUCAAGCCACGACAACAUCUACCUUCGCUCCUUGGAGAACCAGCCGAAGGACCACCGUACCUAGCACGCUGUAUCCGGAGUCCACUUCGAACGGAAGCCCGUGGUAUGACUACAGACAAGUGUGUCCUCCGGUAGUAGCCAGGAACCUGUCCUGGAACACGACCAGAGCCGGCGACGUGGCCGUACAAAGCUGCCCCGGCGGUGCCAAUGGUCUGGCCAGAUGGCGAUGUCUGGCCCGCGGAGAAUCCGCUUUCUGGCAUCGCGACAAUCCAGAUCUGAGCGAGUGUCGAUCUGUCUGGCUGACCACCCUGGAAAACCGUGUGACGGACGGUGACGUGAUUCUCGGCAUCAGCAGGGAGCUCUCGCAAGUCACAAACAACAGCCGCGGUUUGUACGGCGGCGACAUGAUGAUCACUACAAAGAUCAUCAAAAACAUGGCCGAGAAGAUGGCCCUGGACAUUAAGACCUACCAAGAUUCGAAUCAGAGGGAGGUCAGCGUCACGGAGCUGCUCCAGGGCGUAGUGAGGACCGGUAGCAAUCUGCUCGACAAGGCGCAAAUGGCGUCCUGGAAGGAUCUUAGUCAUCAGGAACAGAUGAGGGUCGCAACGUCGUUGCUGAUCGGUCUCGAGGAGAACGCCUUCUUAUUGGCCGACACGCUUCUGCAGGAGAAGACCAUUAUGCAUGAAGGCAAAAACAUAUUGAUGGAAGUUCGCGUACUGGACGCGCGCAACAUCGGCAACGAGCUGGAAGUUUUCCCGAGCGAAGCCGCCCAGCAAAGGUGGACCGUCUCGAACGAUCGCGUGGAACUUACCAGGGGCGCUUUACUGGACAACAGCGAGGCCGGUAUCGUCCGGCUGGUCUUCAUGGCCUUUGACAGACUCGAGGAGAUACUACAGCCGCAAGCGGAGCCGCCGUCCGUCGUCAUGAACGACGAUCCCCAGCCACUGCCGCGAAGGAACACCACCCGUCUCCUCAACAGCAAAGUUAUCUCGGCGUCCUUGGGAAAAGGCCGGCACAUACAGCUCUCGGAACCCGUUCGGGUAUAUUUCAGACAUCUGGCGGUCGAGAACGUCACCAACCCCACUUGCGUCUUCUGGGAUUACAUCUUGAGCGCCUGGUCGGACGAGGGAUGCCAGAUACAAAAGACCAACGAGACUCACACCGUGUGCGAAUGCAAUCACCUGACGAACUUCGCCGUGCUGAUGGACGUGCACGCCGUCAGGCUGGACAUCGCCCAUCAGGUUGCCCUGCAGAUCAUCACGUAUAUAGGCUGCAUCAUUUCCGUCGUCUGUCUCGUCCUGGCCAUUCUCACGUUUCAAUUAUUUCGCGGACUGAAGUCGGACAGAACGACGAUCCACAAGAAUCUCUGCGUGUGCCUGCUGAUUGCCGAAGUACUUUUCGUUUGCGGUAUCGGCCAAACUAAUCAGAGAAUCGUUUGCGGCAUCGUGGCCGGCUUAUUGCACUUUUUCUUCUUGUGCGCAUUUGCCUGGAUGUUCCUCGAAGGAUUUCAAUUAUAUGUGAUGCUGAUCGAGGUAUUUGAAGCGGAAAAAUCGCGGCUUCGAUGGUAUUAUCUGGUUGCGUAUGGCGCACCGCUGCUGGUCGUAGCAAUUUCGUGCAUAAUCGAUCCACUCAGCUACGGUACCGAUCGGUACUGUUGGCUGCGUGCAGAUAAUUAUUUCAUCUUCAGCUUCGUCGGACCUGUGAUACUCGUUAUACUGGCAAAUCUGGUAUUUCUAUCGAUGGCAAUCUAUAUGAUGUGCCGACAUGCGAACACCACCGUGGCUAUGAAAAGCAAGGAGCAUUCCCGAUUGGCUAGCGCAAGUGGAAAGGAAGAGAAUGCUCUUCCCAACAAAUUGCAAGCGCACUUGGCCUGGCUGCGGGGCGCUAUCGUGCUGGUGUUUCUACUAGGUCUGACCUGGACGUUCGGGCUUCUCUACUUAAACCAAGAAUCCGUCGUGAUGGCGUACAUCUUCACCGUAUUGAAUAGUCUCCAGGGGCUGUUUAUCUUUGUGUUCCAUUGCGUACAGAACGAGAAGGUGAGGAAGGAGUACCGAAAGUUCGUGCGUCGUCAUUCUUGGUUGCCGAAGUGCCUAAGGUGCUCGAAGACUGUGACAGGCGGCUCGGCUGGCUCCACUGGCGGCACCGGCGGCACCGGCGGUGCCAACGGUGGCAAGGACUUCGCCUCGCACAACACCUCGUCGAACCCCUCGGCUCCUACCACUGACAGCUCCGGACUGUCGCCUCAUGCAGCCACCAAUUACUUGGUAUCCGGUCGAAGCUGGGCGAUAGUCGAUAGGCAGCCGGCAGUAACGGUGCCAGGUGAACCCGCCUCGACCGAGGCUCACAUCGUGGCCACCCUGCCGUACGCACGUCACGCCUUCUUACCCUCAGCUCCCAAUAUCCCCAAAUCUGCCACCGCCACUUGGGGCCACCUUAACAAAAACCUCAUGUGGAAGAACAUUUCUUUUAAGUCUUACUCCCGCGAUUCCGGACAUGGCGGCUCCGAGCAGGAGGAUUCCCCGCGGACGCACAACACCCUGACGCUCGGCCACUCUGGUAGAAGACGCGGGCCGAAUGAUGCAAGCGAAAUGAACACCGGUACCAGGACGAUCGGCGGUAGACGUGCCGCGAUGCCAUACAACCAUACGUAUACCGAAAUCGUAGACGGUCGAGGCAAUGGCGGCAUCGCCGGGCAUCAUCAACUGCACGGUCACCACGGCCAGCACGUACAUUUGCCGCGCGGUCUUGCCAACGAGGAUGAUCCAGUGUACGAGGAGAUCGAGCGUGGUGGCGGCGGUGGUGGUGGCGGUGGGAACGGCAGCGGUAACGGUGGCAUCAGCGGUGGAAUCGGCGGUAUCGUCGGCGCUGGCGAGAUCCAGGUAUCAGAUAUGUCCGACGAGGACGGCCGUCGACAGAGCGAUAUGAGCAGGCAGUCGUCCAGGAGCUACGGCGAUCAUCGACCGCUGAUUCCGUACUCGCCCGCCACCGAUCGCAACCUGGUGCACUACGGCCAGACGAUGACGGAACGCGGCGGUAGUGUCGGUGGCGGCGGUAAUCUCACGCAUUACGACUCGACGGAGUACGGGGUGGAACGAACCCUGAACGCCUGUUGGGAGAAACUGCGCCGGCAGCAGGCCAGGUACGAGCUUGGGGAUCUGCCGCGGUUACCGGCAGCAUACGGCAUGCCGCCACAGCAGGACCACACGCGGACGGUGGCCGUGCUGGACGGGCACACCGUCGUCUGUCACUUACAGCCGCAGACGGACAUGUACACGGGUCGCGGUAUGCCGCCGCCGUCCUACAGCGAGUGUUAGGUUCCGACCUGGGCCGGGGAACCUCUCUCGUCCCCUCGCGAAAAAACGACGAAUUCGUCUAGGAGAUGGUGACGCCGACCAGCCAGAACAGCGUAAAUUGUCUGGUCCGGGACUACGUGGUGGUGAUGGAGGUGACGGUGGUGAUGGUAUCGACGAUUCGUUCCUGAAGAGAAUAAUAACCGAGGGGGACACGCGGGAGACGAACGUGCCGCUUUUUAGCUCAAGCGUAAGCGCGACGGUGUCUUGAUUCAGGUCGUCGCGUUUUAGCCAUAAUCGACGUAUCGCGAGCGUUCUAGAGAACGCCGCUCUUGUCUCCGUUCAGGUGGAAUUUUGAUCAGACGUCUCCUCGCGAACGAGCGGAGACGAAGAGAGAGCGAGAGAGAGAGGGAGAGAAAGGAUGGAAGUAUGAGAGAGAAUGAACGAAUGCGGAGAUCGGUAGGCGUCCAACUAAGACUGUCACGUCCAACGAACGCCCCGUUUCUCUUAAGAUAUAUCGUGUACAUGUGUGCGUGAAUGCGUACCACCGCGACGCGGGCUCUGUAUAACAAUUGUAGCGGACCUCUCGUUUAGGCUAAGUCGACGACGACGAUGACGACGACGACGACGACGACGACGACAACGACGACGAUGACGACGACGUGCCCGUCGUGGCCGGGCGUUUGGAAUUGGCGAACCGAGUGCGCGAAGAAAGAUCAGAACGUAGCGAGUCUUGAUGAAGACGAGAGUUUUUGCGAAGUCCGAAGCGAUUGCGAGGAGAUUGGCUUUCGAGAAGAUAUAUUCUGGAUUUAAGUACGAUGUUUUUGUAGAUUUCAUACGAGCGUAACGAACCAAAGUUUUAUUGUUUUGAUGUUAAAAAGCAGCUCGUGGAAAUUUUUGCAAAAUGUCUGUCAUACAUUAUUCGACACAUCAAUUUUAAACUUCUGUUUGACACAG